AUGUCAGGAUCAGCCCCAGAAGAGCCUCAGACCUCCAUUCCUCAAAGCACAGCUAGUGUUCCUGAUCCUGCUCCAGUUGCUGUCGGACCUGGAGGCUCAAGUGACGUUUCCUUUGGUGAGCAAAAUCUUAGCUUCACCACCACCGACGUCAGCCUGGUGGAGUUGAUGGAAAUUGAGUAUACCCAGCUGCAGCACAUACUUUACUCCCAUAUGGAGACACAAGCUGGUGGAGGUGAAGUGGAAGCUAGGCUCAGUUCUUUCUCCUUGCUUGGUAAUUCUGCAGACCCCCUUCCGCACCAGAGCUCACUGAGCAGCAGUCAGGAGGGGAGUUCUUUGAACAGCUCUGGGACCCAGCCGGUUUACUCAGCUAUCUGUCAGUCAGGGUUACCCUCUGACAGCAGUUUGCGAAGUUCUAACCCACGUUUGAGCUAUGCUGACUUUCAGGAGCUCAGAAUGAUGUUACUUAGUGAAUCUAACCUCCCUGUGAACCAAACGGAGAGAACACCUAACAGUGGCUCUGUAGAAGUCCCAGGACACGGUUUAGUAAAAGUUAAACAUAGUGAAACGUUUGUUGGGACCAAUAAAGAAAACAUACUUGCUGAAAAUUUGGUACUGGCACCAGAGCCUAGGCCUAAAUCUGCAGUCAGAGUUCGGUUGGAAGACAGAUUCAACAGCAUCCAGACAGAAAACCCCAGAUGCCAAGAACCCCAAGAAUCUGGAGUAACUCUUAACAAUUUAGUGACAUUGAUUCGACAGCCGUCAGAACUGGUAGGUGUUCCUCUUCAGCAAGAAAACGAGAGUGCUGCUGUAGGGAAAAGUAAGACUGAACCUGCCACGGCUUCCUUGCAGUUCACAUACCCCUUAUUCACCAUGAACCCAUGUUCUGCUGCUGGGAGUGCUUACCCUUCACAAGCACAGACCUCUGGAACCUCUUGCACUAUUUUGGAAGCUGCCAAACAUCAAGACCUUGGGGUACCCAAGACAUUGUCUUUCUGCUACCAGGAGAUUGAAUCCACAAAACAGACUGGAGCUGCCAUGAGUAAAUCUUUGCCUGAGGAAGUCUGGAUUAAAGUUGGAGGAGACACCGUAUGCAAGCAGAGCAUGAACAGGAGAAGCUGUGGCCACCUCAGCCCAUUGGAUCCAAAUGCAGAUCGCAAACCUCUUGGUGAGAUCCAGAACCUGCGAGCAGACUGCCAGGGGCCUGCCUCUGCCCAGGGGCCUUGGCAGGCAAACCCCAGCAUGCAGGUGCCAAGCGGGGCACAGGAUGGGGUGGCCCAGCGAAGGGAGAGACACAACCGCCUGGAGAGAGACAGAAGGCGCAGAAUCCGGGUGUGUUGUGAUGAGCUGAAUCUUCUGGUCCCCUUCUGUACUGUAGACACUGACAAGGCAACAACUCUGCAGUGGACAACUGCCUUCCUGAAGUACAUCCAGGAGAGGCAUGGGGAUUCCCUGAAACAGGAAUUUGAGACUGUGUUCUGUGGUAAAACAGGCAGGAGGCUAAAAAUAGCAAGCUCAGACUCCUUUGUAACGUGUCCAGUGCAGGAAAACACUCAUGGCUAUGGAGACCAAAUAGUCUGA
Indicator indicator is the source of this 1578-nucleotide messenger RNA. It is a transcript of the gene TCFL5, whose product is annotated as transcription factor like 5. The transcript is spliced from 6 exons. The record is from RefSeq and is a predicted model, not a curated record. NCBI's taxonomy places the organism in Eukaryota, Metazoa, Chordata, Aves, Piciformes, Indicatoridae. The coding region runs from base 1 to 1578 and encodes 525 amino acids. Gene Ontology annotation, biological process: regulation of DNA-templated transcription; spermatogenesis. Gene Ontology annotation, molecular function: DNA-binding transcription factor activity, RNA polymerase II-specific; protein dimerization activity; RNA polymerase II cis-regulatory region sequence-specific DNA binding. Gene Ontology annotation, cellular component: nucleus.